Molecule: messenger RNA, 1597 nt
Organism: Pogoniulus pusillus (Red-fronted tinkerbird)
Lineage: Eukaryota; Metazoa; Chordata; Aves; Piciformes; Lybiidae
Gene: RAB15
Product: RAB15, member RAS oncogene family
Exons: 7
Coding region: 623-1264 (213 amino acids)
Biological process (GO): Rab protein signal transduction
Molecular function (GO): GTP binding; GTPase activity
Source: RefSeq, a predicted model, not a curated record
ACCAUUCCCCAGUGCGUCCCCGGUGUGCCUCAGCUCCUCGGCGCCCCGCUCUGUGCAUCCCCGGUGCCUCCCUCUCGUUCCCCGCUCCAUCCUCCGGUGCAUCCCCAGUGUGCGUGUGUGUGUCUCCGUUUCCCGGUGCAUUCUACGGUGCAUCCUUGGUGCAUCCCUCCCGUUCCUUGCUCCAUCCUCCGAUCCAUCCCCGGUGUGUCGUUCACCCCUCCCCGUUCCCUGGUGCUUCCCUCGGUGCAUCCCCGGUUCGUGUCCCCCCCUCUCCGUUUCCCGGUGCAUCCCUUCCCGUUCCCGGCUCUAUCCUCCGGUGUGUCCCCGGUACAUGUCCCCCUCCCUGUAACCCGGUGCAUCUCCAGUGUCCGUCCCCCAACUCGGUGCAUCCUCCUGCUCCCAGCUCCAUCCUCCGGUCCAUCCCCGGUGUGUCAUUCUCCCCCUCCCCGUUCCCCGGUGCAUCUCCCGGUGCAUCCUCACUGUCCAACCCCCGCCGCGCUUCUCCCCUCCGCCGCCCGCCCCCGCCCCGCCCCGGUGCCAGCCCCGUCGCAGCCUCUCCCCGGUCCCGGUAGCCCCGGCGGCAGCCCCGGUAGCCCCCGGCGCGGCCCGGUGCGGCCCCGCCAUGGCCAAGCAAUACGACGUCUUGUUCCGGUUGCUGCUGUUGGGCGAUUCGGGCGUGGGCAAGACCUGCCUGCUCUGCCGCUUCACCGACAACCAGUUCCACCCCGCCCACAUCUCUACCAUCGGCGUCGACUUCAAGAUGAAAACCAUCGAAGUAGAUGGCAUCAAGGUGCGGAUCCAGAUCUGGGACACGGCAGGGCAGGAGCGGUACCAAACCAUCACCAAACAGUAUUACCGUCGGGCACAGGGCAUCUUCUUGGUGUAUGACAUCAGCAGUGAACGUUCCUACCAGCACAUUGUCAAGUGGGCCAGCGACGUGGAUGAGUACGCACCCGACGGCGUCCAGAAAAUCCUCAUUGGCAACAAAGCAGACGAGGAGCACAAGAGGCAAGUGGCCAAAGAGCAAGGGCUGCAGCUGGCCAGAGAGUAUGGGAUGGACUUCUACGAGACCAGCGCCUGCAGCAAUCUCAACAUCAAAGAGUCCUUCACGCGGCUGACGGAGCUGGUGCUGCAGGCGCACCGCAAAGAGCUGGAGGGGCUGCGCGCCCCGCCCCGGACUCCCACCCUGGCCCGGCUGGAAGACACCGAGCCGCAGCAGCGCCCCCCCAGCAGCGAGGAGAACCCCAAAAGCUGCUGGUGUUGAAGGCUAGACCCUCCCCCACCGCUCACCCCACUAACCCACACCCCCAGACCCGCACUGAUUUGGGGUGAGCACAGUGGGUGCAGGAUUGGGGCAGCCCCCACCACGGGAGGGGGGCGGCAGUGGGUGACCUCCCCACACACCCUUGGGGGUGGUGGGAACCACACAGGAGUCACUGGGGUGCCCCCUCUCCCCUUACAGUGGUGUGAGGGAGUGUUUGUGGGGUGUCAUGGGCGCUCUGUGCCCACCCUGUGCCCCCCCAACCCUGUACCCAUUGGACCCCCCCCCCCCCCCUUAUUUUACACACACGGUUUGCAGAAUAAAGGUGAUGCUGGA